AGGUAGAAGAAGGGGAGCCAGGGUUGGGAAAGUGUUGCAUCUCUUUCCUCCCCAAAGGGAGCAGUAGGACCACCCAACCCAGACAAAAGGAAAAGUGGUUCCCAGCGAACUCCCUUGGCAACAGUGUCAGAAGGCCAAUCUUGCCAGACUGGAAGAAUAGCCAGGCAAUUGAGGACUGUGGCUUCGUCCUAAUGGCCCGUGCUCCACCUUCACCUCUGACCCCCGGGAAUAUCCCACGCAACCUCAGCUACAUUGCAGGCCUCUAUGAGCGAGCGUACUACCGCACUGCCCGCCCAAGCUUGGCCGAAGAUUCGGGCACCGAAGGCUCUGAAUCCGAGUCAGAAGGCCGGCCCCGGAGCAGGCCCCGGAGACGCCGCCAUCUUUUUGGAGGUCCCAAGAAGAGGGGACGGCGCCGGACUCGCUCAGCCCCUGCUCGGGGCAGGAACAAGGGGGCCUCACGAAGCCGCAGCCCCGGGACACGCAAAAGGGUCCGUUUUGCCGAUUCUCUAGGCCUCGAGCUCACCAGUGUCCGGCAAUUCUGGCCCAACGACCUUCCCCAAGUGCCGGAGCAUGUCCACACCCAGCUGAGGCGGGAUUCGCUCAGCCAUUUUGCCCCUUGUCUGCCUUUUUCCCCACCAGUGAAGGAUCCUUUGAGUCUACGGUGCCUGCUAGAACCCACCUUCCCGGACCCCCUGAGCUUGCCGGAUUUCUCGCAACGCCUCCUGGCCCAAUGUGUGCUGCUAGAAGGAGCCCGGGCUGAGGGUUCCUGUGUGUCUGGCACCAUCCGCGUGCUCAACUUGGCCUACGAGAAACGGGUCUCUGUGCGUUACACGUGGGACUCCUGGGCCACACGACACGAAGCCCGGGCCUCCUACGCCGCGCCUGCAGGCCGGGGCCGGGACCACGCUGACCGCUUUGCCUUCCGCCUUCUUCUGCCUGUACCUCUCCCGCCAGGGGUCUUCCUGGAGUUUGCACUAUGCUACCUUGUGGGUGGGAAUGAGUUCUGGGACAAUAACCAGGGGCGCAACUAUUCCUUCCGCCCCCCGCCUUGCGUGGAUGAGGAAGAUGAGCCCCCCAGUCCGACUCACGAUUGCUGUGAGACGGGAUGGAUACACUUCCUAUAAGAGAUUAUGUCCAUCCCCAAAAUAGCAGGGUGUAGGAGGAGGAGGAAAAGUUAAAAAGCCAAGGAAAGGACAGGGUAUAAGGAGAGACUUAUUAAAAGUCUGCUUUAGUAUGAUUUGCCUGGAGCCCAAGGAAUAAGAGAGUGUGAUAGAUUGCAAUAGAUUGCAUCACA
Sceloporus undulatus (fence lizard) is the source of this 1294-nucleotide messenger RNA. RefSeq names its product protein phosphatase 1 regulatory subunit 3E (gene PPP1R3E). Gene Ontology annotation, biological process: regulation of glycogen biosynthetic process. Gene Ontology annotation, molecular function: protein phosphatase 1 binding; glycogen binding. The record is from RefSeq and is a predicted model, not a curated record. NCBI's taxonomy places the organism in Eukaryota, Metazoa, Chordata, Lepidosauria, Squamata, Phrynosomatidae. Gene Ontology annotation, cellular component: protein phosphatase type 1 complex. The transcript is spliced from 2 exons. The coding region runs from base 192 to 1124 and encodes 310 amino acids.